AUGGCUGCCACGGCCGGCCUCGACCUCGACCUCGACCUCGAUCUCGACCUCAUCCCACAUCCCACCCACCCUGUGCCAGUAGUCAGGAACGCAAUCCUUUCAGCGCCGCCUUGGCCGCCUGCGCCCGCCACGAAUCGCGUCUCGCUCUUCGCCUUUUCACGCGCUGACAGCGUCCUCCGCUCCCGACCUCAAGCACAUUGGCAAGUCCCUGAACUCUAUUUCCCACCUGUCAUGGGCAUCUUGAUGGACCUUGCUGUCCGUUUAGUGCCCCAAUAG
This is a messenger RNA of Bipolaris zeicola 26-R-13, 276 nucleotides long. RefSeq lists its product as uncharacterized. The coding region runs from base 1 to 276 and encodes 91 amino acids. Lineage: Eukaryota; Fungi; Ascomycota; Dothideomycetes; Pleosporales; Pleosporaceae. The transcript has 2 exons. The record is from RefSeq and is a predicted model, not a curated record.